GACCUGUAGACACCUGGACCAACCUGGAACACAACAAGAUGAGGAUCCUGCUGAUAGUCAUCCUCCUCUCCUUCAUGACAGGUUGUUUGAGCUCCUUCAAAGUGACAGGAUACUCUGGAGGAACUGUCAUCAUCUACUGUCAUUAUUCUACAGAAGACAGAAGCCAUGAGAAAUAUUUCUGUAAGGGACCAAAGUGGACUUAUAGUUGUGAUAAGAAGAUAACUACUCUGAGGAAGAACACCUGGUUCCACAGUGGUAGAUUCUCUCUGUAUGACAUCACUGGAGGAAACUACUUCAAGGUGAUCAUCAGAAAACUGACCAGUCAAGAUGAAGGGACCUACUGGUGUGGAGUGGACAAACCUGCUAUACUUACACCUGACAGUUAUACCGAGGUAGAGCUGGAUGUGAAGGAGGGUGACUGCUGUGAGAAGUCAGUCACAGAGACGGCCUUUCUGGGAGGAGAAGCUACCAUCAGAUGCAACUAUCCAGAGGACCGUGAGGACAGCGUCAGGUAUUUCUGCAAGGAAGACAGUGAAUCUGACUGUGAAUACCAGAUAUCCGGUACAUAUUACUCAGAACUAGGAAGAUACUCUAUUUCUAAGAGAAGAAGAGAGAGAUUCUCCACAGUGACCAUCAGGGACCUGACUGAAGAUGAUACUGGGACCUACUGGUGUGGAGUAGAAACCAGCAGGACAGAACAAUGUUACAUUACACUGAUCACACAGGUGAAGCUGCUUGUUAGAAAUUGGAGGAACGUCAGACCUGUAAAGAAGACAGGACAUGUUGGGGAGGUCGUCAGUCUCUGGUGUAAAUAUCCACGGGAGAAUGAGGAGAAAGAGAAGAUAUUUUGUAAAGGGGACAGUCCUUCAACAUGUGAAGAUAAGAUAACAUCUAGGACACAGAACAAAAUGGCAGACAAUGGCAGGUUUUCCCUAUUUGAUAACCGUGAGAAGACCAACUUCACUGUUCACAUCAAAGAGCUGAGACCAGAGGAUUCUGGGACAUAUUGGUGUGUGUCUGAUAGAAGAUGGAGACCUGCAGACUACACUAGAUUUAUCCUCUCUGUGGCCUCCUCUGCUCCCCAUGCUGUCCACCUGCAGUAA
Salvelinus namaycush (lake trout) is the source of this 1103-nucleotide messenger RNA. RefSeq names its product polymeric immunoglobulin receptor-like. NCBI's taxonomy places the organism in Eukaryota, Metazoa, Chordata, Actinopteri, Salmoniformes, Salmonidae. The transcript has 5 exons. The record is from RefSeq and is a predicted model, not a curated record. Bases 39 to 1103 code for a protein of 354 amino acids.